AUGACAAAUUCCACGUCAAACCCACCAACUAAAUUUGGUGUAGUUCUGUUCACGGGGUUUCAAUCUUUGGAUGUCUUCGGACCCCUCGAUAUCCUGAACUUCCUCUCAAAAAUGAGGAAGUUGGAACUAGUCAUUCUCGCCAAGGACUUGAACCCGGUGUCGACGUCAUUGACUGCUGGCGGUUUCGGCCAGUCGGUGGUGCCUACGCACACGUUCGAGAAUGCACCGGACGACAUCGACGUGCUCCUAGUUCCGGGAGGCCAGGGAACACGGGACGAUGCGAACAUUGCACCGGCCUUGGAAUAUGUGAAGCGGGCGUUCCCGGGACUUCGCUAUUUCUUGACCGUAUGUACGGGAAGCGCUCUUGCUGCCAAGGCUGGCGUCCUGGAUGGGAAGCGAGCCACGACAAACAAACAGGCGUUCAAAUGGGCAACAUCGCAGGGCCCGAAGGUGGAGUGGGUACUGAAGGCGCGAUGGGUGACGGAUGGCAACGUGUGGACGUCGUCGGGCGUAUCAGCAGGCAUCGAUAUGAUGUUCGCAUUCGUCGCAGAACGGUAUGGAGAUGAUGUGGCAGAGACGAUAUCCAUAAGGUCUGAGUACCGUCGAAAUACGGACUCGACAGACGAUCCGUUCGCAAAGUAUGCUGGUGAAGGCUUGUGA
Truncatella angustata is the source of this 660-nucleotide messenger RNA. Its product is annotated as class I glutamine amidotransferase-like protein. The transcript has 2 exons. Bases 1 to 660 code for a protein of 219 amino acids. The record is from RefSeq and is a predicted model, not a curated record. NCBI's taxonomy places the organism in Eukaryota, Fungi, Ascomycota, Sordariomycetes, Amphisphaeriales, Sporocadaceae.